Colletes gigas is the source of this 3291-nucleotide messenger RNA. RefSeq names its product spermidine synthase (gene SpdS). Gene Ontology annotation, cellular component: cytosol. Gene Ontology annotation, molecular function: spermidine synthase activity. NCBI's taxonomy places the organism in Eukaryota, Metazoa, Arthropoda, Insecta, Hymenoptera, Colletidae. The coding region runs from base 334 to 1215 and encodes 293 amino acids. The record is from RefSeq and is a predicted model, not a curated record. The transcript is spliced from 6 exons. Gene Ontology annotation, biological process: spermidine biosynthetic process.
CUAUUCGUUGUAAAAAACUAUUUGUCACGAUUCGAGCUCGUAGUAUUUCCGUUGUUAUAGAAGUGUACCUGAGACGAAUGGACAAGUACGUUCGCCAGGGAAUAAAAUGAUCUAUAAACUAACUCGAAGUGAUCCACGUACAAGUGAGUUUGAUAAAAUGUGAUGUACUUUAAAAAGUAAGACUUGCAAGUGGAAACCAACGAUAUUUACACGUAGUUAUAGCGCUAUACGUCGCGAUAUUGAGAGAAAUUAGGACGAGACGUUUAAAUAUUCGGAGCACGAGUAAAGAUUUGAAUAUCGAAGCGAGCAGACUCCAGGUCGACCGCCGGGAAAAUGGACACGAUGAAACCUGGCUGGUUCAGUGAAAUCAAUGAUCUGUGGCCAGGUAUCGCGUUGUCCCUCGAAGUUGUCAAAAUACUCCAUCGGGAGAGGUCGCAGUAUCAAGACGUAAUGGUGCUUCAAACGAAGUCACAUGGAAAAGCCCUAAUUUUAGAUGGUAUUAUACAAUGCACGGAGAGAGACGAAUUCUCGUAUCAAGAGGCGAUCGCUUUUCUACCACUGUGCAGCCAUCCAGAUCCAAAAACGGUUUUAAUAGUCGGAGGCGGAGAUGGCGGGGUUGCUCGCGAAGUUGCGAAACAUCCGGCGGUAGAAAGGAUCGUGCAGGUUGAAAUUGACGCAAAAGUAUUGGAGAUUUCGAAAAAAUACUUGCCUUUGUUGAGUGCAGGGCUCGAUCACCCAAAAGUCACUCUCAACAUAGGCGAUGGCUUCGAAUUUUUGAAGCAGCAUAAAGAACAAUUCGACGUUAUAAUCACGGACAGCAGCGACCCUAUUGGCCCAGCAAAGUGUUUGUUCCAAGAAUCGUAUAUCAGUCUAAUGAAAAGUGCAUUGAAACCCGGCGGAAUCGUUUGCAGUCAAGCAGGAACUGCAUGGGCCAAUCUCGAUCACGUAGUUCAAACUUUGCAACACUGCAAAUCCGUGUUUCCGGUCGCAUCUUACGGAAUCGUGGCGGUGCCAACUUAUCCAACAGGACAAAUUGGUUUUGUUCUCGGUAGCUUAAAUACUGAAACGAACUUUAAAGAGCCAGUGAAAGUUUUCAGUAACAACGAUCUCGAUGAAAUGAAAAUUAAGUACUACGACGACGAAGUGCAUCGAGCUGCAUUCGUCUUGCCAAGGUUCAUAAGAAAAUCAUUGUACCAGACGGACGAUAACAAGUAACUUCAGUUAACAAAUUAACCGCGAGGAAAAGGGCGAAUCUCAUAAAAUAACAAUGUCAGUACAUGAUAAUUGAAUCAUUGUUGUUACAUUCCCUCCAGUUGCAUCGAACUGCAUAGAAUUGUUAAUCGUACGAAGAUCAAUUCAAUUUUCAAGCCAAACACCAUUACAUUUACAUUGAAUGUACUAUAUAGGCGGCACGUUGUACACUCUUCUUGCACUCGAAUCGAGGCAAUGACAAUAACAUGACAACAAAAUGUUAAAAAUUCUUUAUUACCUGAACGUAAUAGAUCUAUUAUGUAUAUUUGCGAAACUUCACUGUAAUAUAGUAAUAAAAUAAUAUUCGUUAUGAUAAUCAGCAUUACUGCGCUUAAUAAUAAUAGAUAUAAUUAAUAAUAAAAUUGAAGCAAUAAUAAUAUAAUAUUACAAUUUUUAUAACAUUCCGCCGUAAUACAUAGAUGCGUAAGAUUUAAUGGAUCGUGUUAAAAGUAACGCUUAAAAAUAUACUGGAUAUAUAUGAAAUGAAUUGUUAAAACGAUGCUGCAAAAUGUUAAAACUGCGAAUAACGCGCUCGUUGCUUGUUUAUUCUUUAAUAUAUUAACGUUAUACACAGAAUAUAUAAUAUAUCUAUCGCAUAAUUGUCUUCUAUAGUUCGUUAUCUCUUUAUGUAUACAUUUCUUAUAUAUCAUGGCACACAUCUAUAUAGGUAUACGUAUAUAAAAUAAAAACACGAUUGGCGAUCGUUCUCAAAAUAUAUAAUACUAAAUGCAAUAAUGUAUAUGUAUAUACACGUAUACGCCAUUACUUUGGAAAAGUCUGACAAUAAAAAAUUUCCUUCCCUUCGUUUCUCGCGAACGAAUUUUCUCUUCCUUUUCUUUAUCGUACCAACAAAUAUUAAUAAAGCACUCGAUUUUUGGUAAUAUUGAAAAAAACCCUUACGUCCACUACGAGCGCGUGAAAAAAGCGGCAGCUCAUAAACACUUAGGCACUUUUUGUAUUUUUCUUUUUCGUUAUCUUCCCUCGAAAUAUCUAACAUCUAUUUACAGUUCUUUAUCUUCGAAAGACUAAUAAUAAUUGCACUGAUCGAUCACUUCAAACACGCCUGUUCUUCAACCAUCGAUCUCCCCCAGAAAUCUCCAAGCUUCGAUGAUUUCUCUAAAAUAUUUUUAUUUUAAAGCCUCUACUUGUCUCGAAUUCGUUUAUUAUCUCCUCUUUUUAGGCGAAACUUCGUUGCUUUAACCCUCGAUUACGAUUCAUUUUAGCAACCAUUUUAUUACGAAUCAAAAUGUAAUGAUAAGCAAUCGAAGAAGAGAAAAUUUCGUUUUGAAUAUAAUAUAUAAUAUAUAAUUUUAUUCCGUUUAAAAAAAUGAUAAUUUAACUUCUGCGUGAACAAUAAAAUAUUUUAAUAUUUCGUAUUAACAAGUCGACCAUUUUAGUUUGUAAUUUAGGGUUAAAGCUAUGCACAUGUAUAUACAAUUUUACAUAAAAACAAAUACCAUCGACCAUUUCAAUUCUUCCAGAAAUUUUAAUAAAUUGUUUAUGAUUUCUCAGACCAUUUAAUUUCCAAAUUUAGUUGCGUUAAAUUAAUAUAUUUGUUCGUAUUUAAUUAGUUCGUUAGAAACCUGCGAAAAAGCUUAAUUUGCGCAGUAAAAAAAAUAAAUUUAUCGUUUUUUAACAUGUUUAUAAUACAAUAUUUACUUCGCAUAUUACUUCUUCGCCUUUUCUACCAGCAGAUUAUUUUUAUUCCGAUGUGUCCCAUUCAUUCGGUACUCUGUAACUUACAAGGUGUAGACACGGUUGCAAAAGUCGUGGCAAACAUCAUUUUACACCCUGUGCAUUGUUCAUUUUCACUCGUUAAAUAUUUUUGGACAGUCCCGACUGAAAACGAGCCACCGCCAUUGAACGGUAAAGGGAAACCUCGCGAUAGCAGGGAAUAGCAAAAGAAUACAAGAGAAAGGAAACACAGGGAACAAACAGCAUUCAGAACGAAUAAAGGCACGCUUAAACGUUAAUGUUAAUCACGAAAACGGAAAAUGUUAAGUGGGGAGGGGGAUGAAAACACCGAGGGUCGAUGCCACA